Jaculus jaculus (lesser Egyptian jerboa) is the source of this 5672-nucleotide messenger RNA. It is a transcript of the gene Sbno1, whose product is annotated as strawberry notch homolog 1. Gene Ontology annotation, biological process: regulation of DNA-templated transcription. The coding region runs from base 151 to 4329 and encodes 1392 amino acids. The transcript has 32 exons. NCBI's taxonomy places the organism in Eukaryota, Metazoa, Chordata, Mammalia, Rodentia, Dipodidae. Gene Ontology annotation, molecular function: histone binding; chromatin DNA binding. Gene Ontology annotation, cellular component: nucleus. The record is from RefSeq and is a predicted model, not a curated record.
GGCGUCAAGAUGGCGGCGGAGAGGUAGGCAGAGCCGGACGCCGCUUCUGCCGCCGCCGCCGCCGCCGCCGCCUCCGCUUCAGUCGUCUCUGGCUCUUCAAGCACUCGCUGCCCGGGAGAAGCUUUCCUGGAUUCUUGUUGCACAGCCAAAAUGGUGGAACCAGGGCAAGAUUUACUGCUUGCUGCUUUGAGUGAGAGUGGGAUCAGUCCAAAUGACCUUUUUGAUAUCGAUGGUGGAGAUAUUGGGCUUGCAACUCCAACACCUACCCCUUCGGCUCAGCAGUCGGUGCCACUUAGUACAUUAGAACUAGGUUUGGAGACAGAAGCAGCAGUUCCUGUUAAACAAGAACAAGAGACAGUACCUACUCCCGCACUGUUAAAUGUGAGGCAACAGCCUCCAUCCACAACAACAUUUGUGCUGAAUCAAAUAAAUCAGCUUCCGACCUUGGGAUCUACAAUUGUAAUGACCAAAACACCACCUGCAACAACCAACAGGCAAACCAUCACUUUAACCAAGUUUAUCCAGACAACUGCAAACACACGACCUUCAGUCUCAGCACCAGCAGUACGAAAUGCCAUGACCUCUGCUCCUUCAAAAGACCAAGUUCAACUGAAAGAUCUAUUGAAAAAUAAUAGUCUAAAUGAACUCAUGAAGCUAAAGCCACCUGCUAACAUUGCUCAGCCAGUUGCAACUGCAGCUACUGAUGUAAGUAAUGGUGCAGUGAAGAAAGAGUCUUCUAAUAAAGAAGUAGCAAGAAUAUGGAUAAAUGACAUGAAAAUGAGGAGUUUUUCUCCCACCAUGAAGGUUCCUGUCAAAGAGGAAGAUGAACCAGAGGAAGAAGAUGAAGAAGAAAUGGGCCAUGCAGAAACCUAUGCAGAGUAUAUGCCCAUAAAAUUAAAAAUUGGCCUACGUCACCCAGAUGCUGUAGUGGAAACUAGCUCUUUGUCCAGUGUUACACCUCCUGAUGUUUGGUACAAAACAUCUAUCUCUGAAGAAACCAUUGACAAUGGCUGGUUAUCUGCAUUACAGCUUGAGGCAAUUACAUAUGCAGCCCAGCAACAUGAAACAUUCCUACCUAAUGGGGAUCGUGCUGGCUUCUUAAUAGGUGAUGGUGCUGGUGUGGGUAAAGGCAGGACUAUAGCAGGAAUCAUCUAUGAAAAUUACUUGCUGAGUAGAAAACGAGCAUUAUGGUUUAGUGUUUCAAAUGACUUAAAAUAUGAUGCUGAAAGAGAUUUGAGAGAUAUUGGAGCAAAGAACAUUUUGGUCCAUUCAUUAAAUAAGUUUAAAUAUGGAAAAAUUUCUUCCAAACACAAUGGGAGUGUGAAAAAGGGUGUUAUUUUUGCUACCUAUUCUUCCCUUAUUGGUGAAAGCCAGUCUGGCGGUAAAUACAAAACUCGGUUAAAACAACUUUUGCAUUGGUGUGGUGAUGACUUCGAUGGAGUAAUAGUGUUUGAUGAAUGCCAUAAAGCCAAAAACUUAUGUCCUGUUGGUUCUUCAAAGCCAACCAAGACUGGCUUAGCAGUUUUAGAGCUUCAAAACAAAUUGCCAAAAGCCAGAGUUGUUUAUGCCAGUGCCACUGGUGCUUCUGAACCUCGCAACAUGGCCUAUAUGAACCGUCUGGGAAUAUGGGGUGAAGGAACUCCAUUUAGAGAAUUCAGUGAUUUUAUUCAAGCUGUGGAACGCAGAGGUGUUGGUGCCAUGGAAAUAGUUGCUAUGGAUAUGAAGCUUAGAGGAAUGUACAUUGCUCGUCAGCUGAGCUUUACUGGAGUGACGUUCAAAAUUGAGGAAGUUCUUCUUUCUCAGAAUUAUGUUAAAAUGUAUAACAAAGCAGUCAAGCUGUGGGUCAUCGCCAGAGAACGAUUUCAACAGGCUGCAGAACUGAUUGAUGCUGAGCAGCGCAUGAAGAAGUCCAUGUGGGGUCAGUUCUGGUCUGCUCACCAAAGGUUUUUCAAAUACUUAUGUAUAGCAUCCAAAGUUAAAAGGGUGGUGCAACUAGCCCGGGAAGAAAUCAAGAAUGGAAAAUGUGUGGUAAUUGGUCUGCAGUCUACAGGAGAAGCUAGAACUUUAGAAGCCUUGGAAGAGGGUGGAGGAGAACUAAAUGAUUUUGUGUCAACUGCCAAAGGAGUGUUGCAGUCACUCAUUGAAAAACACUUCCCUGCUCCAGACAGGAAAAAACUUUAUAGUUUGCUAGGAAUCGAUUUAACCGCUCCAAGUAACACUAGUUCACCAAGAGAUAGCCCUUGUAAAGAAAAUAAAGUAAAGAAGCGGAAAGGUGAAGAAAUAAGUCGGGAAGCCAAAAAAGCACGAAAAGUUGGUGGCCUUACUGGUAGCAGUUCUGAUGACAGUGGAAGUGAAUCUGAUGUCUCUGACAAUGAAGAAAGUGACUAUGAGAGCUCUAAAAACAUGAGCUCUGGGGACGAUGAUGAUUUCAAUCCAUUUAGAGAUGAGUCUAGUGAAGAUGAUGAAGAUGAUCCUUGGUUAAUCAGAAAAGGCCACAAGAAAAGCAAAGAUAAAAAAAAGAAGAAAAGCAUAGAUCCAGAUUCCAUUCAAAGUGCCUUAUUAGCAUCAGGUCUUGGAUCAAAGCGACCUAGUUUUUCAUCCACACCAGUUAUCUUGCCUGCUCACAACAGUGCACCAGCUAACAGUCACACCAACAGUAACAAUAGCCUUAUAACAAGUCAAGAUGCUGUGGAAAGGGCACAGCAGAUGAAAAAAGACCUGCUUGAUAAACUAGAAAAAUUAGCUGAAGACCUUCCUCCUAACACGCUGGAUGAACUUAUUGAUGAACUUGGUGGCCCAGAGAAUGUUGCUGAGAUGACAGGACGCAAGGGCCGAGUUGUGAGCAAUGAUGAUGGAAGCAUAUCUUACGAAUCAAGGUCUGAGCUUGAUGUGCCUGUAGAAAUACUAAAUAUCACAGAAAAGCAAAGGUUUAUGGAUGGAGAUAAGAAUAUUGCUAUCAUCUCAGAGGCUGCCAGUUCUGGUAUUUCAUUACAAGCAGAUAGGAGAGCUAAAAAUCAAAGGCGAAGAGUUCAUAUGACUUUAGAAUUACCGUGGAGCGCUGAUAGAGCAAUUCAGCAGUUUGGACGAACUCACAGAUCAAACCAAGUUACUGCUCCAGAGUAUGUCUUUUUGAUUUCUGAAUUGGCUGGAGAACAAAGAUUCGCAUCUAUUGUUGCUAAGAGACUUGAGAGUUUGGGAGCCCUUACGCAUGGUGACAGAAGAGCAACAGAAUCUAGGGAUCUGAGCAGAUUCAACUUUGACAAUAAGUAUGGAAGAAAUGCAUUAGAGAUUGUUAUGAAAUCCAUUGUAAACUUGGAUUCUCCUAUGGUAUCACCACCUCCAGACUAUCCUGGAGAAUUCUUUAAAGAUGUUCGACAAGGACUGAUAGGAGUAGGCCUGAUAAAUGUAGAAGAUCGCUCAGGAAUUCUUACUCUUGAUAAAGAUUAUAACAAUAUAGGAAAAUUCUUAAAUAGAAUUUUGGGUAUGGAGGUGCAUCAACAAAAUGCAUUAUUUCAGUAUUUUGCAGACACACUUACUGCAGUUGUUCAAAAUGCCAAAAAAAAUGGAAGAUAUGAUAUGGGAAUCCUCGAUCUUGGUUCUGGUGAUGAAAAGGUGAGGAAAAGUGAUGUGAAGAAGUUUCUCACUCCAGGAUAUUCAACCUCUGGCCAUGUAGAAUUAUACACAAUUAGUGUGGAGAGGGGAAUGUCUUGGGAGGAAGCAAUCAAGAUUUGGGCUGAGCUGACAGGACCAGAUGAUGGCUUUUACUUGUCACUCCAAAUAAGAAACAACAAGAAAACUGCCAUACUAGUUAAAGAAGUAAACCCUAAGAAGAAGCUUUUCUUAGUUUACCGACCAAAUACUGGGAAACAACUCAAAUUAGAAAUUUAUGCUGAUCUGAAAAAGAAAUAUAAGAAGGUAGUCUCAGAUGAUGCCUUGGUGCACUGGUUAGAGCAAUACAACUCAUCUGCAGAUACUUGUACUCAUGCUUACUGGCGUGGCAAUUGCAAAAAAGCCAGUUUAGGAUUGAUUUGUGAAAUAGGCCUUCGUUGCCGCACAUACUACGUGUUAUGUGGCUCAGUACUAAGUGUCUGGACAAAAGUAGAGGGUGUUCUUGCCUCUGUCAGUGGCACGAAUGUGAAGAUGCAGAUAGUUCGUCUAAGAACUGAAGAUGGACAACGGAUUGUAGGUUUGAUCAUUCCGGCAAAUUGUGUAUCUCCUCUAGUAAAUCUCCUAUCAACCUCAGACCAGUCCCAACAGCUUGCAGUCCAACAAAAACAGCUGUGGCAGCAGCAUCACCCACAGAGCAUCACCAACUUAAGCAACGCAUAAAGAGCAGACAGGUUUCAACAUGAAUAUAUCUGAAGUGCUGUGAGAGCAUAUCACUUGCAUAAAAAUCAGGGACAGUUUCCAAAGAAUUAUAUUUUUUUUCAGUUGUGCUCUCUCUAGUUAAUUUUUGGGGGGAAUAAGGACAAACCUGGAAUAGGUAGCAAAACUGAAACUCAGCAGUGCCGAUCGUGAUACGUAUGUCUUUCCUUUUGCUCCCCUUGGGGCUUCCUGUUCGCUUCUACUUUGGGUGAGCAGAGGGGAUGUGUGUGUGGGUGUGUGUCAGUUUGUCUGAGUUUGCUAAAUGCUACAAAACCACAGUUGGUUUAAAAUGCUUGGAACUUCCCAAACUGACUUUCCUGUUAUGUUAUACAGUGCUCAGGGUUAACGCAGUACAUCCAUGUCAUUGCUGUGGGAAUUAUUCCCAAUGCAUGUGUUUCAAGUCUAUAAAUACAGGAGAAGAUAUCUAUUAGAUUUUUUGUUGUUGUUGUUGUUGUUUUCCAACUUAAACAAUAGGUUUACUAAAGCAUGAAAUGAAAGGUUGCAUAUCAUGCGUUCAGGUUCUUUUGUAGUUUGUGUUCUGACAGUGCAUGUCUUUGAAAGCAUGCGUAAACAAGAUUAACACAGAAGUCAAAGUAUCGGAGAGAAACAUUUGUAAUGUACAGCAUUGGUUAUUGCAUUUUAUAGUGUUUAUACCUGGGUAUUGCUUUGAACCAUUCAGCUCUACUUCUCUCUUGCCCCAGGCUUCUUGUCAAACUAAUAAGUACAUACCCUUCUUUGUGAUAAAAAGUUAAUUUUAAUGUGUUAAUAGUAUUCCUAAUUUGUGCUGCAAAAAUGGCUAUAAGCCUUUUCUUAGUUACAUUUCCCUGACUUAACGAUAGUUAAGUUCACUUAGCUUCCAUUUUGCAACAAUCUUUUUUACUUCAUUAUCAGAAUCUGCUUUGUCACUCAAACCAGAAACUACUUGAGUUGUAAACUAGACAAUAAGAAAACGCGGGUUCUGCUGUUUUAUUUUUUGUUAUUGUUGUUACUCAGUAACUUGAAUAUUCUUUAAUGUGUUGUAAGACAUUGUAGAGUUUAUCUCAAGCUGUUAAAAAUGGUAAUGUACAAAUGUGAAUAGACACUUAUCUAUAACAUGGGUAAGUUUUGUUUCGCCUAUAAUAGAUGUUUAUAAAAACAAGUGAGGGGACAAUUGGUCUUUUCAUUUCUAUUUCUCCUUUCUUUUUUCUUUUUUUUUUUUUUGCUUGCACAGGUUGCACUAUUGAAAAAUUUGAGAUUGUAUAAAUCUGGUUAAAAGCUGCAAGAUACCAGAAUCUUGUAGAUGUUGAAUAAAAAUGUUAUUAUACUAA